Purpureocillium lilacinum is the source of this 921-nucleotide messenger RNA. Its product is annotated as hexaprenyldihydroxybenzoate methyltransferase, mitochondrial. Gene Ontology annotation, molecular function: 2-methoxy-6-polyprenyl-1,4-benzoquinol methyltransferase activity. Gene Ontology annotation, biological process: ubiquinone biosynthetic process. NCBI's taxonomy places the organism in Eukaryota, Fungi, Ascomycota, Sordariomycetes, Hypocreales, Ophiocordycipitaceae. The record is from RefSeq and is a predicted model, not a curated record. Gene Ontology annotation, cellular component: mitochondrion.
AUGGCAGCCCCGUCCCGGACAGCUGCCGUCCGCCUCAGCCGGCUACGGCCGUGGCGGCCACAGCUAUUCCCAUCGCCAUUGAGUCCGAGCGCGCUCGCCGCCCGCCCGUCGAUCUAUGCGCCCGCCGCGUCGCCGUGCCCCCGAUGGCACUCAAACUUCUCGUCCGUGAACCCGGAGGAAGUCUCCCACUUCAACGCCCUCGCCAGCGAGUGGUGGGACCCUCACGGCUCCUCGCGGCUGCUGCACCUCAUGAACCCUCUACGUCACGACUUCAUCCGGGCGUGUCGCACCUCCGCGGCGGAGUAUACCCCCGACCACGACGCCGAGCUUUCAUACCUAGACAUUGGCUGUGGCGGGGGGAUCUUUGCGGAAAGCGCCGCUCGCAUGCCCAUGACUCGGCGCGUCACCGCCAUUGAUCCCACGCCGUCCGUCCUGGCCGUCGCCAAGGCCCACGCCCGCAAGGACCCGUCUCUGAGCAGCAAGCUCACGUACACGCAGACCUCCAUCGAGGAGCUGCCCGUGCCGGCAUCCGACGCGGAGCGCUACGACGUAGUCAGCCUCUUCGAAGUCAUCGAGCACGUGGACGAGCCCGCCGCCUUCCUGGAGCGGGUGCGUCCGUUCGUCAAGCCCGGCGGGUGGCUCGUCAUGAGCACCAUCGCGCGCACGUGGAUGAGCUGGUUCACGACGAAUCUCGUCGCCGAGGACAUCCUGGGGAUCGUGCCCAAGGGGACGCACGACUGGAACAAGUACAUCAACGAGGAGGAGCUGCGGCGGUACUUCCUCGACAAGGGGUGGGAGAGCCCGCGCGUCAUGGGCGUCGUGUACGUGCCGGGGCUGGGGUGGAAGGAGGUGCGCGGCAGCGAAAAGGUCGGCAACUACUUCUUUGGCGUGCGGAGGGCUGUCGACUCUGAUGCUUCAUGA